Molecule: messenger RNA, 1095 nt
Organism: Triticum dicoccoides
Lineage: Eukaryota; Viridiplantae; Streptophyta; Magnoliopsida; Poales; Poaceae
Exons: 2
Coding region: 374-820 (148 amino acids)
Source: RefSeq, a predicted model, not a curated record
CAUGUGUUUUUAUUUCGAGAAGGUUAUUGAUUCCGACUUGACAAAUUAUGAAGAUUUGGUUGAAUCAAUUAUAGUGCAGUACCAGCCACGUUAUUUGGAAGUUGCACAUGUUCACUACUAUGAUGAAGUUCUGAAAACGUUUCCAGAAAUAAAAUCAGACUAAGAGUUGAUGUAUAUGUUUGAGAAACAUGCUAAGUCAAAGAUGGUGCAGAUGUUCAUUGUAUAUUGGGAACCCUCUGAACCAUAUGAGCCUAUCAUUGAGUAUUAUAGUGAUGUGCAUAACUAAGCUAAGAACAACGUAGACCAAGAUGAUGAUAGUUAUCUUCGCAACCCAAUACCGGAGAAUGAACAUGUUGGGAUUGAUGAAGAGAAUAUGUAUUUGAAGGAAGAACCUAAAGCUCUAAAUGUGGUUCUUUUUCCUGAUAAAGAAAAGGACCAAGACUAUGUUGCUGAUGGUGAGAGUGAGGAUGAGAGUGAGGAUGGGAGUGAGGAUGAGAGUAAGGAUGAGAGCGAGGACGAGACUAAAGUAGAGGAGGAUGAGGAGUUGCAUGAGGUAAAUCAUGCCCCAAAUAUAGAGUAUGAUAAGGAUGACCCUCCUAUGACUGAAGGUUUCAUAUAUCCCAAUAUGAAGGAGUUUAAGUUGGCCCUUUCUCAGCAUGCUAUCAAACAUGAAUUUGAGUAUAACACGGAGAAGAGUGCACCAUGUAGGUUCAGGGGCUAUUAUAAAAGAAGAGAUGAAGAUAAUUGUCCAUGGAGGAUACAUGCUUCGAUAACAGAUGAUUUAUGUACCGUAGUGGUGAAAAAACCCUUUUGGUCAUGAUUGCUCUAAUGCAAGAAGGAAAAAGAAGGUGAAGAAUGCAACUAAGUACUGGAUAUGUGAGAAGGUGAAGGACUGGCUCAUUGAAGAUGCAACUCUAGGAGCAAAGGAAUUGCGAAAGAAGCUUAAAGAACACCACAAGGUCAAAAUCAACUACAAGAGAGUAUAUAUGGGUAAGUUGCUAGCCUUGAAGCAACUAUAUGGUGAUUGGGAUAUCAGCUUUGACAAUUUGUAUAGGUUUAAGGCACAAGUUGAAAGUUGUUGCCCCGGUAGCAUAG